Messenger RNA from Acanthosepion pharaonis, 843 nucleotides. NCBI's taxonomy places the organism in Eukaryota, Metazoa, Mollusca, Cephalopoda, Sepiida, Sepiidae. The record is from the annotation of a GenBank genome assembly.
AUGAGCCGCGCUUCGUCCCCGCCACCGCCACCGCCACCUACUACGCACCUCGUCUUCUGUGCCACCCUUUCACCUUUGUUUUGCCUCCGACUCCCCUUCGCGCCUACCCUACCUCCUGCUGCCCACCCCCACCCCGCUCCUUUAAACGCCGUACCCUCCGUCCCUCCGUUUUUGCCUUCUAUCCUUCCUCCCACUUCCCCUCAUUGUCAUCUUCCUACUCAACCUCUUUUUCUUUCCUGUUCUCAUUUCGAUACCCUCUUCCUGGGCCCGUCGAAUAUCCAUGUUUUGUCGUUCACUUGGGAUUCUCUUUUCUUUUUCUUUGCUUCUCGUUCCCUCUCUCUAUCUUUCCCUGACGCAGCUGACGUAUUUUUCAUGGAAGAUUUAUAUUUAUUUCAAUCUAUCUAUCUAUCUAUCUAUCUAUCUAUCUAUCUAUCUAUCUAUCUAUCUAUCUAUCUAUCGCAGUCUGUUCAUAUCUAUCUAUCUAUCUAUCUAUCUAUCUAUCUAUCUAUCUAUCUAUCUAUCUAUCUUAGCCUGUUCCUAUCUAUCCAUCCAUCUAUCUAUCUAUAUGUUUUGGUCAGAUCCAGUUAUUUUGUCAUUCAUCUAUCUAUCUAUCUAUCUAUCUAUGUAUCUAUCUAUCUAUCUAUCUAUCAGUCUGUCAGUCUGCCUAUCUAUCUAUCUAUCUAUCUAUCUAUCUAUCUAUCAGUCUGUCAGUCUGCCUAUCUAUCUAUCUAUCUAUCUAUCUAUCUAUCUAUCUAUCUGUCAGUCUGCCUAUCUAUCUAUCUAUCUAUCUAUCUAUCUAUCUAUCUAUCUAUCUAUCUAUCUAUCUGCCUGUUUUUCUUUUAA